AUGCCGCUGAAGGAGAUUAGCUACGAUGGCUACACAAUGGGCCGUGAGUUCAAAGAUUUUGUCACAAUUUGCAACACGUUGUCCAAGAGCGACAUGGGUUGUGCCGAGUCUAUCAUGAAGAAAGUCCUUGACGCUCAGCAAAGGCUGUUUGGCCACGACGAUGCCGACACGCUCUUCACGCAAGAGCACCUUGCCUCGCUCUGCUGGGACCGCGGCCGCCUCGACGAAGCCGAGCGCCUGUACCUAGACAUUUUGCGCGGCUACGAGCGCGUGCCCCCCGACAUCAGCGACCCGCACCACAACGUCCUCAACAACCUCGGCAUCCUGUGCAAGCGACAGGGGCGGUACGAGGAGGCCGAGCGCCACUACCAAGCGGCGCUGCGCGGCCGGGAGGCCCGCCACGGCGCCGCGCACGAGAGCACGCUGCACACGGCGUGCAACAUUGCGCAGCUGCACGCCGAGCGCGGCGACACGGCCGCCGCGCAGGCGCACUGGGCCAAGGCGCUGCCGCUGUGCGAGCGCACCUUCGGCCCGCGCGACGCCAAGACGCUCUCGGUCACGUACAACCUCGGCCUCACGCACAAGAGCCUCGGCGAGCUCGACGCCGCCGGGACGCUGCUGGCGCGCGCGCUGGCCGGUCACGAGGCCGUCUACGGGCGCGAGCACCGCGACACGCUCGACGUGGUGUCCGCGCUGGGGCACCUGCACCUGCUGCGGGACGACGACGCGGCGGCGGCCGCGCUGUACCGGCGGGCCCUCACCUCGCACGAGACGAUGCAGGGCUCCGAAGGGGACGGGGACGGGGACGGGGACGGCGCGCUCCGCGCGUGCCACGGACUAGCCAAGGCGUGCCAGGGCCUGAACCGCAUGCGUGAGGCCGAGGAGAUGGCGGGCCGCGCGCUGCGCGGCUUCGAGGCGCGAGCGGGCCCGGACAGCGACGACGCUGCGGACGCCGCGUACACGCUGUUCCUGGGGUACGUCGAGGAGGAGCGGCUGCGGGAGGCCGUCGUCCUCGGCGCCAGGGUCCUCGCCGGCUUCGUGAGGGGCGCGUCGGCAGCAGCGCGCGCCGAGGAGGCGGGAGCGGCAGACCGCCGGCGGCGGGGCAUCGCCGCGUCUGUGGCGGACAACAUGGCGCUCGCGCACGCCAAGCUCGGUGAGCUGGCGCCGGCGGAGGCGCUGUGGCGGCGCGCGCGAGAGGGCCACGCGGAAGCGCGCGGUGCGGGCGACGAGUUGGCGCUCGCGGCGGCCAACAACCUCGGGCUGCUGUGCGUGCGGCAGGGUGGCCGGCUUGUCGAGGCGGAGGGAUGGCUGCGCGAGGCGCUGGAGGGGUACGAAGCGCUGGAGGGGCCGAGGGGGCAGACGGCGAUGCGGAUCGCGAGGGACCUGGCGUCGGUGAAUGAGGAUCUGGGGAGGGUGGCGGAGAGUGAGGCCAUGGCGAGUCGGGGAUAUCGGUAA
Molecule: messenger RNA, 1455 nt
Organism: Cordyceps fumosorosea ARSEF 2679
Lineage: Eukaryota; Fungi; Ascomycota; Sordariomycetes; Hypocreales; Cordycipitaceae
Product: Tetratricopeptide-like helical
Exons: 1
Coding region: 1-1455 (484 amino acids)
Molecular function (GO): protein binding
Source: RefSeq, a predicted model, not a curated record